UCCAUUAGUACUGCUGGAGGUUACCUGGAGGAAAGAGUUGAUGGUUUUCCUUGCAUUUGACAGCUCGGACUGUCAUUAAUGUUCGUCCUCCCCCUUCUUAUCCGACGAGUCCCGCAAAUCAAGCACCUCAUGUCGUGGUAAAAUGUCGGAUUUCGAAGAAUUUGAGAAGCAGCUGAGCGCGAACCGUCAAGAGAGGGAAAGAGAAAGACACAAAAAGAGGAGUCGCAGUGGCUCGACUGGUCGUGGCGACAAACACGGUGGCUGGAGCAAAGAGCGGAGGGACAAACGGAGUCGCAGUCGAGACUGGAAGACUCGAGACCGGCGCAGUUCCUCACAAGACCACAAGAAACACAGACAUUCUUCUCCGAGGAAAACAAAGAAGAAAAAGCCGUGCAAGUACUGGGACGUGGCUCCACCGGGCUUUCAGCACAUUACUCCUCUGCAGUACAAAGCCAUGCAAGCAGCCGGUCACAUCUCGAGCACGGCCCUGCUGGCGACGUCUGCCACUGCUGCCACCACCGUGUUGCCCAGCGUGACCGUGGCGCCGCCUCCGGUGGCCAUAUUGGGAAAUCAGAUGACCAGACAAGCCCGCCGCCUCUACGUGGGGAAUAUUCCCUUCGGCGUCACCGAGGAGUCCAUGGCCGAAUUCUUCAAUGCUCAGAUGAGAUUGGCUGGCCUCUCCCAGGCCUCCACCAAUCCUGUCCUUGUUGUGCAGAUCAACCAGGACAAGAACUUCGCCUUCUUAGAGUUACGCUCGGUAGACGAGACCACGCAGGCCAUGGCCUUUGACGGGAUUGUUUUCCAAGGUCAGUCGUUGAAAAUUCGCCGGCCUCAUGACUACCGGCCGCUCCCUGGCCUCUCGGAGCAGCCUGCCUUCCAUGUGCCAGGUGUCGUGUCCACAGUGGUUCCCGAUUCUCCUCACAAGCUCUUCAUCGGCGGUCUGCCCAACUAUCUGAACGACGACCAGGUGAAGGAGCUGCUGACUUCCUUCGGGCCUCUCAAAGCCUUCAACCUGGUGAAGGACAGCGCCACUUCGCUGUCCAAAGGCUACGCCUUCUGCGAGUACGUGGAUGUGGGUGCCACGGACCAGGCGGUGUCCGGACUCAAUGGCAUGCAGCUGGGAGACAAGAAGCUCAUCGUGCAAAGAGCCAGCGUGGGAGCCAAAAACGCCGGCCUGCAGGCGUCCGUCAUUGAGACGCCGGUGCUGCUUCAAGUUCCGGGUCUACAGCGCGUGCAGAGUUGCGAGGGGGCGGCCACCCAGGUUCUGUGCCUGCUCAACAUGGUGCUGCCUGACGAGCUGGCCGACGACAAUGACUACCAGGAGAUCCUGGACGACAUCCGCCAGGAGUGCUGCAAAUAUGGCAACGUCCGCUCCAUCCAGAUACCGCGGCCGCUUCACGGGGCCCACGUGCCGGGCUGCGGCAAGAUCUUCGUGGAGUAUGUGUCAACGUCCGACUGUCAGAAAGCCAUGCAAGCGCUGAGUGGCCGGCAGUUUGCCAACAGGGUGGUGGUGACCAAAUACUACGAUGCAGAUAUGUAUCACAGACACGACUUUUAAAACACACACACACUUUCCUUGGCUUCCAGUGCUUCUUAAGUCCAGAGUUCAUUUUACUCAUUGCACUCCACUUCUUCUGCAGUCAAAUGAAUUUCGAUUUAAUAUUUAUGUACAACACAACAUUGUGGUGCAUCGCAAUAAAUUUAAAUACUGCCGCCAGGCUUGAAUUAUUACAAGUUACGUGCGUCUUUGCCAUAUGUAUGUGCACGUUUAUGGUGCUUUUU
Hippocampus comes (tiger tail seahorse) is the source of this 1782-nucleotide messenger RNA. RefSeq names its product splicing factor U2AF 65 kDa subunit-like. The record is from RefSeq and is a predicted model, not a curated record. Gene Ontology annotation, molecular function: RNA binding. Gene Ontology annotation, cellular component: nucleus. NCBI's taxonomy places the organism in Eukaryota, Metazoa, Chordata, Actinopteri, Syngnathiformes, Syngnathidae. Bases 143 to 1558 code for a protein of 471 amino acids. The transcript is spliced from 12 exons. Gene Ontology annotation, biological process: mRNA processing.